Thalassophryne amazonica is the source of this 7760-nucleotide messenger RNA. RefSeq names its product ER degradation enhancer, mannosidase alpha-like 1 (gene edem1). NCBI's taxonomy places the organism in Eukaryota, Metazoa, Chordata, Actinopteri, Batrachoidiformes, Batrachoididae. The coding region runs from base 116 to 2032 and encodes 638 amino acids. Gene Ontology annotation, biological process: carbohydrate metabolic process; endoplasmic reticulum mannose trimming; mannose trimming involved in glycoprotein ERAD pathway. The record is from RefSeq and is a predicted model, not a curated record. The transcript is spliced from 12 exons. Gene Ontology annotation, molecular function: mannosyl-oligosaccharide 1,2-alpha-mannosidase activity; calcium ion binding. Gene Ontology annotation, cellular component: membrane; endoplasmic reticulum.
GUCUGGUUUGUUGACAGGAAGCAGGCGGAGUGGAUGUAGUUGACAGAAGAAGUCGGCUUGUUUCGCCAAGAUUGUGGGAAUAAAUUAUGCGUUUUAACAUCGACUCGAGGCAAAAAUGCAAUGGAGGUCGAUAGUAGUCGGCCUGGUCGUUGUGAGACUCUCUCUCAGCUGUGUUUUGUGGUUAGCCUUCGCGCUGGGACCAACCACUAGCUGGGGCUUUAACUUCCACAUCAGUUUCAAUUUGAACAAAUUUGACUUGUUGUUCAGGGAGGAGAAAGCCGACAAGCCGAAGGACAGCUCGUGGUCUCAGCGAAUACACGGCCGUAAGUAUGAGGAGCGGAAGACCGCCUGUGAAAAGGAGAAACAGGAGGAGCCACCGACCAGGUCCUACCUGAAUCUGUUUGACAGCAACCGGGAUGAGUACGUGAGGAGAUACAGCUCCUUCCCGGACACACUCAAAGCCAAAAUGAAAGGCAUGGCCAGAGAAAUGUUCUACUUCGGAUAUGACAAUUACAUGAAAUAUGCGUUUCCCGAAGAUGAGCUGAAUCCUAUCGACUGUGAAGGGAGGGGACCAGACGUGCAAAACCCGUCAAACGUCAACAUAAAUGACGUCUUGGGAAACUACUCACUCACACUCAUCGAUACUUUAGACACAUUGUUGGUGCUUGGCAACGUCACUGAGUUUCAGAGAGCUGUCAAGCUUGUCAUAGAUACCAUAUCAUUUGACAAGAACUCGACCGUGCAGGUGUUUGAGGCGAACAUAAGGAUUUUGGGAAGUCUUAUCUCGGCCCACAUUUUGCUAACAGACCCAAAGCACCCAUUCGGUAAAGUGGUCCUUGAAGGUUAUGACAACGAGCUGCUUAACUUGGCUCGGGACUUGGCUGUCCGCUUGCUACCAGCCUUUGAAAACACCAGCACAGGCAUUCCUUAUCCUCGGGUGAAUCUGAAGACUGGAGUUCCUCCUGAUAGCAUCAAUGAGACCUGCACUGCAGGAGCUGGCUCCUUGCUUGUGGAAUUUGGGAUUCUGAGUCGUUUGAUUGGAGAUUCUACAUUUGAGUGGGUAGCCAGACGGGCUGUGAGAGCUCUGUGGAACCUGAGGAGCAACGAAACCGGUCUGUUAGGGAAUGUAGUUAAUAUUCAAACAGGAAAGUGGGUUGGCAAACAGAGUGGUCUGGGAGCUGGUAUGGACUCUUUUUAUGAAUAUUUGCUUAAAUCAUACAUCCUUUUUGGGAAUCAAGAGGACUACACGAUGUUCCAAGCUGCUUAUGAGAGCAUACAGAACCAUCUAAGAAGAGGGAGAGAGUCCUGUAAUGAAGGUGAUGGUGAUCCCCCGCUCUAUGUUAACGUAAACAUGUUCAGUGGUGAGAUCAUGAACACCUGGGUUGACUCUCUUCAGGCCUUCUUUCCUGGUUUGCAGGUGCUGAAUGGUGACGUUGAUGAUGCCAUUUGUCUCCAUGCCUUCUACUAUGCCAUCUGGAAACGCUAUGGGGCUUUGCCUGAGAGAUACAACUGGCAACUGCAGGCUCCUGAUGUGCUCUUCUACCCAUUAAGGCCUGAACUGGUGGAGUCAACCUACCUGUUGUACCAGGCGACCAAAAACCCCUUCUAUUUGCAUGUUGGAAUGGAUAUUCUUCAAAGCCUGGAGAAAAAUGCCAAAGUCAGAUGUGGGUAUGCAACUCUCCACCAUGUUGUGGACAAAUCCAAAGAGGAUCGUAUGGAGAGCUUCUUCCUGAGUGAGACCUGCAAAUACCUUUACCUGCUGUUUGAUGAGGACAACCCCCUUCACAAGUCUGAUAACAAGUACAUCUUCACUACAGAGGGGCAUGUUGUGCCUAUAGACAAGCGCUUCAGGGAGAAACAGUGGAAUGACUUGUUUCCAUGUGAAGAGGGAGUGCUGGCCGAAAGAGAGCCAAACAACCAACCUCCAACCAACAUCAGCAAUUGUAACAGGAUUCCAGAAGAGCGACGGUACACUCUGCCGUUAAAAAGUGUCUACAUGAGGCAGAUUGACCACAUGGUGGGACUGUUCUGAGCAUCAGGAACCACAAGCAGCCUUCAGUAUGUUCCCUCAGGUGUCUUCCAAACUGUUCUGCUGCUCCCAAACACAAAGUUGUGAAACUCUACACAACACCUGAGAAAAGCAGCUUAACUACAUGCUGGACUGCACAAAUGUAUGGUGUGGGUGAGUGUGUGCUCAGCAAAGACAAAUUUUCUGUCGCAGCUUGAGCACUCCUCAUCACAUUUUUGCUACCGAAUGAGAUUCUGUAUAUAAUUUUCCAACAUCUCUGCGUUUGUUGUGUGUAUGCUAUAAAAAUCGGAGCUGUGAAUGAUGUUUUGUUUAUCGGGAACAGUGUCACCUAGCCACACAUAUAAAAUGUACAGCCUAAAAGUGUCACUAAGUAUCAUAAUCGGUGCCUACUUACAAGUUAGUUAAGUUAGUAAAUUAAAGGAGAAUUCUGGGAAAUUACAGCCAAGUCUAUAUUUUUUAGAUGUAUUAGGACUCAUGUUUUCACUUGGGACAAAAUGAAUAUCAUCUGUUCAAAAUGCAAAUAAUGUUAGCAAGCAGAAGCUAACUGGCUAUUGAAUAAUAGGCAGGAUAUUAACAACUCAGAAUUUAAUUUAAAGUUUUAUUUAACCAGGUUAGUCCUGUUGAAAUUGAGAUCUCUUUUGCAAGGGAGAAAUGGACAGUUAUAAAGUUUCCAAUCCACCUAACCUGCAUGUCUUUAAAUGUGGGAGGAAACCAGAGCACCUGGAGGAAACCCACGCUAACAUAGGGAGAACAUGCAAACUCUACACAGAAAGGCCACAGGUGGGAAUUGAUCCACCAUCAUUAAAUAGAUGAAAAUAAGAGUCUGGUUGCAUGGACUGUUUCCAUUCAGAGCUAAAUGUGCACAUAUUUACAUCACUAAAUGUAUAAAUUUUUUUGAAAGAACCAGAUGUACAGUAAGCUGCUUACCCUUGCCUAGCCAUCCUCCUCUGCUGCAGCAGCUCUCUACUGUGAGUGGCACUCCACCUGUUUGCACGUUGUCGACAGCCACAGCAGAGGAUGACUAGACUCGGGUUUGGCUAACUGUAUAGUCAAUCAUGCUAAAAAUGUUUAUUAACACUUAGUGAGUGAAACAUGCACGUUUAGCUUUGCAUUGAAGUGGUCCGUGCAAAAGGACACAUCUAAUGAAGUUGUCACAUGUUUACUGGUAACAAGAAGUGGUUUACUUUGAGUUGUUAUUGCCCCGUUCGGUAAACUUAAUUAGCCGGUUAGCUUUUCUUGCUAGUCAUGGACAGAUUAAAUAUAUAUUUGUCCCGAUUGAAAAUAUGUCCCCAAAACAUCUAAAAAGUAGAGCCUGAGUUGAAAAUAGCUAGUUCUCCAAGAGAGAAACCACAGGUGAUGAAUGAUGCACAUACUGUACUUAAUCAUCUUUCUUCUGAUGUUACAGUGUUCAUAUUGUGCCUGAAGGACAUAAUCAUUGCUUUUUGGUAGGGCUGAGGCUGGUUGAUUUGUUUCUUUGUCUUUGCUGAGUAAGAAUGAACCAGAUUGUACUGUUAUAUUUUUAUUGUUAAAUAGAGCCCACAUAGUUUCCAAUCUUCACUUUUAUAGAUGCCUGCAAUGUGAUGUAGGAUAAACAUUUUAUCUCUCAGGUGUCUGGUCACUUUAUAUCUUAUAAAGAACAAAUAAAUGUGCCAUUGCCAUGUGGCCAAGCGGUUCAAAAUGACAUACGAUGACUUCAAGUGCCUUCUUAUUUUGGCCUUUCAGUGGUAAUUAUUGCAUGUACAGUAUUUAUGUAACAUGUUCACCACCUUGGAAGUUUUGAUGUUUCUAUUUUUUUAUGUACAUAUCACGUUUUAAAACAAACACUCUAGUCAUAUUAAAGCAUUCACAGUCCGGUCUUCUGAAUGCUUUACUCAACUUUGCUUCAUUUACAAGUUUUUAAAAUAUUUAUGUUAAAAUUAGCUUCAGAAGUUUCCCCCAUGAAAAUCACCAGUGUAGUCAUCCCCAGAGCUACACAAAUUUACUGUACACUGAUCUCAUAUGGCACAAUUGUCAAAUUGUCACGUUUUUUCCAAAGAAUGAAAAAGCAAUGCUUUAGUUACAGUGAAAAUAGAUAUAUAAAAAUAUGUGCUCAAAAUAAAAUAGAACUAGAAAAAUUAAACUCUCCCUUUAAUUCAUUAAGUGCAUCUUUAGAGGUCUUUAGGCUGUGUCGACUGGUCCUUCUUUAAAUUCUCAGAUUUAAAGUCUGGAUUUGGACUCAGACACUCCAGGAUGAUGUAAUUUGUGAUUCUUGUGUAGACUUGGCCUCAUGCAGAGGAUCUUGUUUUGCUUGAAAACAAAUCAACUCCCAUGUCACAGGUUUAUUUCUGUAUGUGUGAGGAUGUCCCUGUGUGUUGCUGCCUUCAUUUUUACCCUCACUAGCCUCCCAGUCUGAGAAGCUUCCAUACAGCAUGAUGCUGCCACCACAGGGCUUUAUGACCAUGUUUUUUGUUUGGUUUGUUUUGUUUUUAUGAUGAUGUGCUGUUUGGGUAAUGGCAAACAUAGUAUUUAGUUUGUUGGUUUCUGACUCAGUUUUGGUUUCAUCAGAUUGAAGAACAUCUGGUUGAUGUUCUGUGUGCCAUCUGGCCAACUGUGGCUGAGGCCUUAUAGGUUUUGUCACGAGCUGCAACUUGUGAAGUGCGUCAUCAUGAGUCCUUACAUUGAAACCACUGAAGCGUGGUUUCACUCUUUAUUACCCCAUCACACUCAGUCACAUUUCCACAACAUCCUCAAAAAUCUGGGGGGAUGCAGGUGAAAUCUGUACUUGUUUAAAACCCAGUCGAAACUGUCAAGCAUGUGGUGUAUUCUCUGUGGACAUGGAGGAUGCUGAACUUUGUACAUGUUCAAAAAAAUACACAGUGAAGAAGUGUCGGUUUGCAGGAAGAACUAAAUAAGGACAUUUUAACAAUUGCAUUGACACAUUAAUGAUUUAAUUAACCCAAAUAGGGACUUCACUGAUGUAGUUUAAUUGUGGACAGCCUCUACGAGCAGUAGUCUGUGUACUGCUUUGUGAAUGAAAUGUUUCGGCUGCGGUUCAUGGUGUUGAAAUACAGUCCUCCGCCAAAAAAAAUCUCCCCCACCUCCUUGCAAAUUGAGUAUCACUUCAAAGCACAUGCACACACACACUGAGCAUACUGGAGUGUGUGUUUAUAAUGGAGACCUGUUUGUCUACAUGUGGACACAAGAAAGCUUGCACAAUGAAGGGGGGGGCAGUGCAGCAUUGAUGAGGAAAGGAUGGAUGCAAUGAGAAUGUGAAAUACAUGUGUGCAAUGUGAUUAUAGUAAGAAUGAAUUCCAAGUGGGUGCGUGUGUGGUCAUUGUGGUUUAAAAAAAAAAGAAAGAAAAAAGUCUGAAUGUGUUUAACACUGUGAAAGCAUUUCAGGGAUGUAAUCAGGACAAAGUAUGGACUUAAACAACACAUUUUCUAUUCUGACCAUCUCCUCGCUGUAUUCAUCAAAAUUUUAUGGAUGCAAUAUAGUUUUCAUGGUCUUCAUGAGUGUGACGGGGCCUGAAGAGCUGUCCCUGGCCCCUUGGUGGCUUCAUAACUGAUGUCAUUUGCGGCUGGUCACUCAGUUUUUGAGCACAGCCUAUGUGCAGAUUUAAGUAUGGUCGCUGAUAUGGGCCACAACGCCUCCAAAUUAAGACAACACCAGCAAAAGCAUAAAACACGUUCUCAUCAAAACAAACACAGAAUGCAAAGAUAACCUACAGCACAUGUAACAAUUUAAUUUGAUAAUGUGUCUGCUGCAAAUCCACACAACAAACAAAUGCUUUGCAAAGUUUUAUAACACAAUGGCACUUCUUGCAACACAACAGAAGUACUUGCGACACAAAAAGAAGUUUCUUUUUUGACUUCUGCUCUUCCUUGCAUUGCAAAUAAAAUAGUAAAAUGUGAAAAUAUAGUGAACGUAAGUGUAAAAUGAUGACUAAAUUAAAUGAAUCAACUUUGUUCUGGUGACCUGAUAGUGAUGGAGCAUGUUGAAAUCCUCUGGGCUAAAACCACACUUGGUUUACUCUCAACUUGACAGUCUUGUCCCUCUCUGUAAACUAAAGUUGCAAUGAUUAAUCAGCUAUUAAAUGGCAAUUAAGUCAUUGUUUUGAGUCAUAAAAAAUCCAAAUUGUCUGAUUUCAGUUUCCAAAUGGGAAUAUUUUUCUGGUUUCUUUACCCCUACCUGGCAGUAAACUGAAUGUGUCUUUGGGCUGUGAACAAAACAAGACAAUUGAAGGCAUCAUCUUGUGCUCUGGAAAACACUGAUUGACAUUUUUCACCAUUUUUCUGGCAUUUAUUUCACUGAUUUUUCAAAAGCGUUUUUCUCUUGAUUAAUUGGUUCUGAAAAUAAUCCCUAGUUUCAGUCCUGCUAUAAAUGCUCUCUCUUUCUGAAUGGUGUAUUAUCUGGAGAAUGAUUCACUGACUUGUUUUCUUUUUUUGGCCUUUUUGAUCAUCCCCCUCACUUGUUUCUGCUCACCUUUUCCUGGAGUUGCUUGUGGUGGUGUUUUAUUUAACAUAAUUCGGUCCAUUCAGACACAUUUAUUCAAGUUUGUGGCCAAUUUAAUGUUUUUGAUGGGGGGAGAAGAUGAUUCUCUCUGCCCCACUAAAUUGUGACUCUUAAAACCAAAAUGGACGCAUGUGAGGUGGUGUCAUCAUAUGUUAUGUUAUAGUGUCUGUUAAUAUCUAUAUGAUUAACAAGUUUUGAGUUUUACAUUUUGUCUAAAAAACAAUUAAUGUAAUAUGAUGCCGUGCAAAAAAGCAAAGAAAACAUGAAAACCUCGUUUUUGGUGAUUACACUGGUCAACAUUGUUUUUCUUGCAUGGUCAUUUUUCAAUGGAUUUUGGCUAAUUUGGGGGCACUUAAUCUGAAUCUGGUGUUAGUUUUUGCCAAUCACAUCACGUUUUUGAGAUAUGAAAAGAUAUUUCUCGUAUAAAGCAUUGAAGCAAAAGCUGCAGUCUGGCACACCUUUUCAGUGCCAUAAACGAUAUUACGGCUCUUUCUUCACAUUUCACGACCCUGGUUUAAAAGCUAUGUUUUUGAAGCUGCUUUUCUGUAUGACUAGUGGUGUCAAACUUGUGAAUGAAUGAACAACUUUUGUAUAAUCCAUCAAUAUGGAACAUGGAGAUUGCGACCCCCCCCCCCCCCCCAAAAAUGAUGUGAUCGAGGAAAUCUGAGCACCCCAAAAUUACAAUAAAUCAGGUCUCAAAGCCUAUGCAAGAAAUGGUUUUUGUUUUUGUUUUGUUUUGUUUUUUUUGGUUGACCAGUGUUGUUAUUAUUAUUGCUAUUGGCACUACUAGAUGUGAAUGUUAUUGCCAAGUAUUUUAUUGAGGUCGCUGUUGAUUCAGCACACAGGUGCAACUGGUUGUGUGCACAGUUUUACCCUGAGCGAGGCACAAAGCUCCUGUUUUAUACAUGCUUAAAAAAAAGCCAUAAUGUCUAUUUUAAUUCUGUCAAGCGUGUGUGUGUGUGUGUGUGUCAGUGUUUGAUCAUCUUUCUAUCAGACAUGAAAAUUCUUUGAUGAAAGUAAACUGUCUUGCAUAAUACUUAAUACUGUUUAGGUGGAGUCAGACCAUCUGUCUUGUCAGUUCCAGUUUUUCUUGGAAAACUGCACAUCAUCAUGACUUAUACUGAUGUGCAGAGAACUCAGGGUUUAAGAAAAAAAUCAUUGUUGCCUAGCCUUAGCUAUUUAUGUUUCAGGUUCUAACAAUUGUUGAUUCAAUAAUAAAAAUAACAGAAAUUAAGUACA